Peniophora sp. CBMAI 1063 is the source of this 666-nucleotide messenger RNA. The record is from the annotation of a GenBank genome assembly. Lineage: Eukaryota; Fungi; Basidiomycota; Agaricomycetes; Russulales; Peniophoraceae.
AUGCGCGCCGCCGCCUCAGUGCAAGGCGCUGAUCUUACGCUUCCCCAAACGAUACUCGACCGAGCAGCAGCCCCAGCGCCCAAUGUGACAUACGGCAUCGACAAUCAAGGUGAUGACGCCAAUGAAAGUGACGACGCCGAGAUAGAGGACGACGCGAUGGAUGCUGCACCCGUUAUACCUCCGCCUCAAGCAGCAGCCUCGCAGGGCAAGUCUGGCAAAGGCCGCGCACUCGUAGCCGAUCUUCGUCCGGUGACAUUCCUUGAGGCGAUGGAGCCAGGUGAGGCCGCCUUAGCAGGCGACUCUCCCUCUGCAUCGCGCACGAAAAAGAAGGAGAGCAAGUCCCGCUCAAAGGCCGGCGUCAAGAAGACCUUAGUCGCUACCUCUGCAGCGGGCGCCGGCGGCGCCUCGGGUAUUCCAGCACCGGGUCCAUCAACGACGUCUAGGACGCCUUCUGCUGUUGCCGGACCAUCGCGAGCUCCUGCUGAUCAGACCCACGCUGUUCCAGACAGGCAUCGUAACGCCGUCGCCGGACCAUCAAGAGGGCGUCAUCAUUCGCACGUAGCAUCUGCUGCUGAUACCCCGGCGCAUCACAGGCAUGCUUCUCAUCGUCUCGCCCGCUCUCGCUCGCCGCCGGCGAAUCCCUCUUCGAAAAAACCGAGAUACUAG